CCUGAAUCUUUUUAUACAUAUUCAGGAGCCGCAAUAUUUUUUCAAAGUUUACAAAAGAAGAUAGCUUUGAUAAGAAAUCUAUUGGGUGCAAAGAAGAUUCUUGGAGCCGCAACAAGCAAAAGAGCAACCUCAGCGGCGCCAAAAGGGUUUCUUGCGGUGUACGUAGGAGAGAGUCGGAAGAAGAGAUAUGUGGUGCCAAUCUCAUACUUGAGCCAGCCUUCUUUUCAAGCUCUUUUGAGCAAAUCUGAAGAAGAGUUUGGGUUUGAUCAUCCAAUGGGUGGCUUAAUAAUCCCUUGUCCUGAACAUACUUUCGUCAACGUGAUUUCUCAGCUUUAAUGAUGGUUGUCCACCAUUUUUGUUCUUUGAAUUAGAAGUAGACUUAUUCUUUGUAUAUAUAUAUGAACCUUCACUCUUUCUU
Molecule: messenger RNA, 418 nt
Organism: Raphanus sativus (radish)
Lineage: Eukaryota; Viridiplantae; Streptophyta; Magnoliopsida; Brassicales; Brassicaceae
Product: auxin-responsive protein SAUR21
Exons: 1
Biological process (GO): response to auxin
Source: RefSeq, a predicted model, not a curated record